GCCCUGAGCGGCUCCUGACAAACAAAUAUAAUGAAGACAUCUGUGACUUGAUGAACUCAUUAGUGAGUAAGAACUGAAAUGAACAAACAAACAUCCUGAGAGAAUUUGUGAAGCACACACAGCAGAGAGACGCCUCAUGUGAAUUACGUCAGCAGAGAGAAUAUGGCAGUCGCAGGGCCUCAGUGUAUAAACAUCUCAGUGUGCAGGCAGGACGGCUCAGUCAGGGACAGACAUGGAGUGGAAUGGACUGAAACUUGGCCUUUGUUAUCCUCACAGUAAUACAUCUUGUGUUAAACUGAUUUUUGAAACUGAAGUUUAUGGACUUUGUUACACUUUCUCAUGUCUUUUGCUUUUCUCGACAGUCUUUGGAAAUCUUCUUGUCAUCAUUUCUAUUUCUCAUUUUGUUCAGCUGCACACGCCGACUAAUCUUCUGAUCCUGUCACUUGCAGCGGCCGAUUUCUUAGUGGGUUUAUUUGUGUUGCCCAUCUGUUUGGUUCACCUGAUUGAAACUUGUUGGUACUUUGGAGUUGUUUAUUGUUAUUUCUAUCAGACAUUUGUAUAUGUUUUUAGCAUAGUUGUGAUAUAUAAUGUGGUUUUAAUAUCCAUUGAUCGCUACAUUGCUGUCUGCCAUCCUUUCUUUUACAGCUCAAAAAUAACUUUAACUGUUGCAAAGGUCAGCAUUGCUGUAGUGUGGCUGUUUGCAGUUUUAAUUAAUGUCAUAGGUUUAAGUUUGAGUUAUUUUGAAAUAGAGGAAUGUGAAGGAACUUGUGGAGUAUUCACUUAUUAUGAAAUGAUCAUUUUUCUUUUACUCAUAUUUUUUUUUAUUCCUUAUUCACUGAUGAUUGGUUUUUAUAUAAGAAUAUUUGUAGUUGCAAGAAGCCAUUCAAGAGCCAUCAAGUGUAUGAUAGAAAAGAGGCAAACUGUGGAGUUGAGUGACAGAAAAAUAUCAAAACCGUCUGAAAGAAAAGCCGCAAAAACAUUAGGAGUAGUCGUGGGGGCUUUUAUUAUCUGCUGGCUGCCUCUUAAUAUCUACAAUUUUUUUAAUGACAGUAAUAACCUAAUCAGAAAUGUCAUCAGGAAUGUCUUUGUGUUGGUCAAUGAAGUGAAUUAUGCAGUUAAUCCAAUUCUUUACGCUUUUCUUUAUUCCUGGUUCAGAAAAGCACUGAAAAUCAUCCUGACUUGUAAAAUAUUUAAUCCAGCUUCUUCAGUGCUCACUUUACUGUAAAUGGUAUAGAAAAAAAAAAAGUAAUUUUCUGAGCUUAAAUGUUUAAAAUUAUUUGUAGAUUAUGCCUUUGCUCAUUUUUCACAUUAGCAGUGCAAUACUUGGAAAUAUUUCUUAACAAUACAAUCAUUUCAUAUUCGCUGUAUUGUUCUGAAAGCUGUUUUUGUUACAAUUGUACUCUGUUCAUGUGGAGUGUACACUAUUAAUGAGUAUUAUUUAUUUUACCACAAAUAUUUUUAUAAACCUUAUUCUUCCUAUUAGAAUGUGUAAUAAACAGAACUGAAAAUGUACGAGACUCCUGGCAAUUCCUAGGAACACUUCAAGGUUUCUUGG
Messenger RNA from Erpetoichthys calabaricus (reedfish), 1555 nucleotides. RefSeq names its product trace amine-associated receptor 13c-like. Lineage: Eukaryota; Metazoa; Chordata; Cladistia; Polypteriformes; Polypteridae. The coding region runs from base 233 to 1225 and encodes 330 amino acids. Gene Ontology annotation, biological process: G protein-coupled receptor signaling pathway. Gene Ontology annotation, molecular function: trace-amine receptor activity. The record is from RefSeq and is a predicted model, not a curated record. Gene Ontology annotation, cellular component: membrane. The transcript has 2 exons.